AUUUUUGGGUAAUUAAAGUUGGUAUCUGUGAAAGAACAAUGAAUUCGCUGGAUGGAUUUGUGAAACUGGUCAUGUCACAUACGGCCUCACAGUUAUGGCGUGAAUUGGCCGAUAUUCAUCGAAAAUCUAUGCACGAUUUGCUGGAGCGCAAUGUGGCGCAUCUGGAUAAUGUACUUGAAACGCUGAGCGUAGACAAAUAUUCCAUUUCGUUCGAACGCACAGUGUCGCAGGUCCAGGUACUGACUCCACUUCUGAACAGCACCGAGAUCUCAUACAUCCCCGAUAUUUAUGUGUUUCUUUUUCGAAAAGUUUACGAGUACUUCGUCAAGAUCAAGAAGAAGCCCAUAAUACUUCAGAGUGUUCUGAAAAUUCUUUAUUCGCGGUUUUUGCUGCGAUUAAAAUCAUGUAGGUUUAAUUGGAGUAAUUUUCAGCCCGAAAAUGGUAUUCCUUUGCUUGUGGAUGCAAUUGACCGGAUUAUUCCGGAGCACAUGGAAGGUCCGUAUAUGAAUCCGAAAUGGGUUCUGCUCUAUUUUUAUUAUGGUGGUUUAAUUUAUGGUGCUCAAGGGCGUUAUGAGGAAGCAUUUGAAAUGAUGCAGAAAGUAUGCAGCAUACCAACUGUUGUCACAAGUUCAAUCCAGGUUCACGCUUAUAAGAAAUAUGUGCUUCUCUCGUUGCUGCUCCAUGAAAAAAUCAUUCCACUGCCGCAUUAUCGUUCGCCAGCGGUUAUGCGUACCGUGAGUGCAGCAUGCCAGAACUAUAUUGCGCUCUCAAAAAUCUAUACCAAUGAGGAGAAGAAUUUCGACAAAGCAGGUGCCGUACGUGAAUACCUCGAAGCACAUCAGGAUAUGCUGGAUUCGAAAUAUGUGCUUCUCUCGUUGCUGCUCCAUGAAAAAAUCAUCCCACUGCCGCAUUAUCGUUCGCCAGCGGUUAUGCGUACCGUGAGUGCAGCAUGCCAGAACUAUAUAGCGCUCUCAAAAAUCUAUACCAAUGAGGAGAAGAAUUUUGACAAAGCAGGUGCCGUACGUGAAUACCUCGAAGCACAUCAGGAUAUGUUGGAUUCGUACAGCGUAUCAGAUCGAUUCCUUUUUUUGUCGUAAUU
This is a messenger RNA of Gongylonema pulchrum, 1099 nucleotides long. The record is from the annotation of a GenBank genome assembly. NCBI's taxonomy places the organism in Eukaryota, Metazoa, Nematoda, Chromadorea, Rhabditida, Gongylonematidae.